Molecule: messenger RNA, 1344 nt
Organism: Rhinolophus ferrumequinum (greater horseshoe bat)
Lineage: Eukaryota; Metazoa; Chordata; Mammalia; Chiroptera; Rhinolophidae
Gene: RBM48
Product: RNA binding motif protein 48
Exons: 5
Coding region: 39-1127 (362 amino acids)
Cellular component (GO): nucleoplasm
Molecular function (GO): nucleic acid binding
Source: RefSeq, a predicted model, not a curated record
CGGAUGUUGUCGUCUCUGUGAGGGCCAAAGUCGGCAAGAUGGCGUCGAGUGGUGGGGAGCUGGGGACCUUAUUCGACCACCACGUCCAAAAGGCUAUAUGCGACACGCGGGCCAAAUAUCGGGAGGGGCGACGGCCUCGUGCUGUCAAGGUAUAUACAAUUAAUUUGGAAUCUCGGUACUUAUUAAUACAAGGAGUUCCUGCAGUGGGAGCAAUGAAGGAAUUAGUUGAGCGAUUUGCUCUGUAUGGAGCAAUUGAACAGUAUAAUGCUCUAGAUGAAUACCCAGCAGAAGACUUUACAGAAGUUUACCUUAUUAAAUUUGUGAAUUUACAAAGUGCAAGGACAGCCAAGAGAAAAAUGGAUGAACAGAGUUUCUUUGGUGGAUUGCUUCAUGUGUGCUAUGCUCCAGAAUUUGAGACAGUUGAAGAAACUAGAAAAAAAUUACAAGAGAGGAAGGCUUAUAUAGCAAGAAUUACUAAAAAUAAAGAUCAUUUCGUGACAAAGAAGAAACUGGUUUCAGAACAUAAAGACACAAAAGAUUUUCGACAGGACUUCCAUUCCGAGAAAUCGGGAUUCUGUGCAGCUGGAAACGCAGGUCCUUGUCUUCCUUAUUCUUGUGACUUGCCUUUAUGUUAUUUCUCCUCAAAAUGUACAUGUUUGUCAAGAGAGCACGUGGAUGAAGCAUCGAACUCUUUUCAGGAGGGUAGAAACCUUGGUGAAACAGUGGGGCAUUGCAACCACAAUGACACUCUGCAGAAAAUGCAGAUGAAAACUUUUAAAAAUUCAGUGGCCUGCCCUGGUGCACAGAAUGCUAUUACUCCUUCAGAGGCAGUUGACAGAUUUAUGCCUAGGACAACACAACUGCAGGAGCGGAAAAGAAGAAGAGAAAAUGAUCGUAAACUUGGAACUUUUCUUGAAACAAGCCUGAGCAGUAAUGAAGUUAUGAUUGGGCCUCUUUUACCAGACAUACCUAAAGUGGAUAUGCAUGAUGACUCAUUGAAUACAACUGCGAAUUUAAUUCGGAAUAAACUUAAAGAGGUGGUUUCAUCUGCUGUGCCAAACCCUCCAGAGGACAAGCUAGAAGGUGUACAUACAAGUCAUCCAUUAAAACAAAGAAGAAGAAUAUAAGAUUACUGGUUGCAGAUUAAUAUUUUCUAAGAGACUAUUUUUUAUUUUUAGCCUGUCAUUUUAAUUCUUGAAGAGAUUUUACUGCUGGUAUUAUUUUAAUGCACUCCUAUUAUUUCAUUCAAGCUACCUGUCUAAUUUAGUUUCAUCUUUUAAAAUUAGUUUAUCAUGUACAUGCCAACCAACUGUUUCCCUUAAUAAAACUUUCCCAGAAACUGCA